AUGAGGUUGUCCACUCUGCUCCUGCUUUCCUCAUCAGACUGCACCCCGCUUCACAUCAGCCUCUACAGCUUCCUCAUCCAGAGCUUAGAGCUUCCCAAUCCUUCUCCCCACCCCAUCACAUCGCCCACCACCCCCUACCACAUUCUCUAUGAGGCAAAUCCCACCUACUACCUCUCCUUCUGUGCUGCCCUUUACUCCAGCUUUGUCUGCCUCUCCUCUACCCCCAUAGCAGAGGGCAACAUCUCCUCUCUCAGCAACUGGCUCCUCACCUUCCACUCUAAAUUCCUGGAGGAGUCAGAUCUCACAGCCAUCACUUCCUUCCUACAAGGCCUAACUUCACAUCCUGCCCUUGCCCCUCUCACACCCAAGACCAGCUCCUCCUCCUCUUCUGGUCCAUGGAAAGACAUGCACCUCUGGGAGCAGCGCCACCUUGCGGCCAAGAUGACUGUGUGCUGCACCAACCAGAUCAACACUGAACUUGCAAUUCUUGUGAAGACACAUCAAAAGGAUGCUGUGGUUUGUCACUUGGCAUAUGCUGGGCUGCCCUCCAUGAGCUCUGUGCAAGGUGAGUGCAAGGAGCCCUACAUGCUCAAUCUACAUGGGAUCAGUGAUGGCUUCCUGGAGUUCCAGUUAAGUGAGCAAUGGUUCUACCUUCCCUUUGGCUGGAAUGGAUGGACUGUUGCCAAGUGUGUCCACCUUGUGCUGCAAUGA
This is a messenger RNA of Acanthamoeba castellanii str. Neff, 711 nucleotides long. RefSeq lists its product as uncharacterized. The transcript is spliced from 3 exons. NCBI's taxonomy places the organism in Eukaryota, Discosea, Longamoebia, Acanthamoebidae. The coding region runs from base 1 to 711 and encodes 236 amino acids. The record is from RefSeq and is a predicted model, not a curated record.